Molecule: messenger RNA, 1318 nt
Organism: Manihot esculenta (cassava)
Lineage: Eukaryota; Viridiplantae; Streptophyta; Magnoliopsida; Malpighiales; Euphorbiaceae
Product: probable xyloglucan endotransglucosylase/hydrolase protein 30
Exons: 4
Coding region: 168-1214 (348 amino acids)
Biological process (GO): cell wall biogenesis; xyloglucan metabolic process
Cellular component (GO): apoplast; cell wall
Molecular function (GO): xyloglucan:xyloglucosyl transferase activity; hydrolase activity, hydrolyzing O-glycosyl compounds
Source: RefSeq, a predicted model, not a curated record
GCAGCCUAAGACCAUUCUCCGUCCUCUUCUCUCUCCUUUCUCUCUCCUUUCUCUCUCUCUCGGGAGAAAAUAUUCAACAAUCUCAAUCAUUUUUCCUGUAUAUAUAGAAAAGCUUGCAAGGAAAGCCAAAAUUGAAGGAUUGAGGUAGAGAAAAAUUAAGGAGAAAGAUGAAGAAGAAGAGAAUGGAUUGUGGGCCAUCAUCAGGGUCUCAUCUCUUUGUUUUCUUAUUUAGCCUCAUCAUUUCUGUUGGGAAUGCAGCUUUCAACCUCACCACCAUAUCCUUCGAUGAGGGUUACGCCCCUCUUUUCGGCGACGGCAAUCUCGUUCGUUCUCCUAACGGCAGAAGCGUCCGUCUCCUCCUCGACCGCUUUACAGGUUCCGGUUUUAUUUCCUCGAAAAUGUACAAAUAUGGAUUCUUCAGCGCCAACAUCAAACUGCCAGCGUAUUAUACUGCCGGUAUAUGUGUUGCCUUCUAUACGUCAAACGCAGACGCGUUCGAGAAGACACAUGAUGAACUAGACUUUGAGUUUUUAGGAAACAUUGGAGGGAAGCCAUGGAGAUUUCAGACCAACUUGUAUGGAAACGGUAGCACUAGCCGUGGUAGAGAAGAGAGAUACCGAUUAUGGUUCGAUCCCUCCAAAGAGUUCCAUAGGUACAGCAUUCUUUGGACCGAAACCCAUGUCAUAUUCUUCAUUGACGAUGUUCCAAUUAGAGAGGUUGUACGCAACGAUGCAAUGGGUAGUGAAUAUCCAUCAAAACCAAUGUCUUUAUAUGCCACGAUAUGGGAUGCCUCAAAUUGGGCUACUUCAGGUGGCAAGUAUAAAGUUAACUAUAAGUAUUCACCAUUUGUGUCUGAAUACAAGGAUCUAGUCUUAGAAGGUUGCCCUAUCGACGCUAUUCAGCAAAUUUCGACGGUUGCCACUUGCUCGGAGGCUAAUGCACGACUAAAGUCUGCCGAUUAUAAUAUCAUCACUCGCAAGCAACGUCUUGCUAUGCGUAGAUUUCGUCAACAUUUUAUGUACUAUUCGUAUUGUUAUGAUAUAUUACGGUAUCCUGUGCCACCACCGGAAUGUGUUAUUGAUUUUGAUGAGAAGGAAAGAUUUAAAGAUACUGGAAGGUUGAAGUUUGGUGGUAGCCACCAAAGCCACAAACAUCGAUCAAGGCGCCGGAGCAAAAAUCAUAUUGUUUCUAAUGUUGAUGAUCCCAUUAUGUGACAUCAAAUUAAUUAUAUAGCCAUGUAAAUUAUGUUUUUUAAUAUGUAAAAAAUAUGGAUCUAAUAACAUAAAUUUGGUGAUGAUAUUAUUUCUUGCUUUGUUUA